AUGAUGCCCCACAACAGGGGCAUCAAAGUGCGAGAAACAGUUUGCCCAUAUGUCUCCACCUCCACCGGGGAUCGAACCAGGAACUUCAGUAAAACGAAUCCGAAGCGCUGUCCACCCAGCUGUCAGGCGACCGACAGUGCCACAACAUCCUCGGCCUUUGAUGAUAGUGCAACAACACCCACGGUCUCUGAUGGUAGUGCAACAAUACCCACGGCCUUUGAUGAUAGUGCAACAACACCCACGGUCUCUGAUGGUACUGCAACAAUACCCACGGCCUCUGAUGGUACUGCAACAACACCCACGGCCUCUGAUGGUACUGCAACAACACCCACGGUCUCUGAUGGUAGUGCAACAACACCCACGGUCUCUGAUGGUACUGCAACAAUACCCACGGCCUCUGAUGGUACUGCAACAACACCCACGGCCUCUGAUGGUACUGCAACAACACCCACGGCCUCUGAUGGUACUGCAACAACACCCACGGCCUCUGAUGGUACUGCAACAACACCCACGGCCUCUGAUGGUACUACAACAACACCCACGGCCUCUGAUGGUACUGCAACAACACCCACGGCCUCUGAUGGUACUGCAACAAUACCCACGGCCUCUGAUGGUACUGCAACAACACCCACGGCCUCUGAUGGUACUGCAACAACACCCACGGCCUCUGAUGGUAGUGCAACAACACUCACGGCCUCUGAUGGUAGUGCAACAACACCCACGGCCUCUGAUGGUACUGCAACAACACCCACGGCCUCUGAUGGUACUGCAACAACACCCACGGCCUCUGAUGGUACUGCAACAACACCCACGGCCUCUGAUGGUACUGCAACAACACCCACGGCCUCUGACUCUGUUGUUUUUCCAAUAACACCCACGGCCUCUGAUGGUAGUGCAACAAUACCCACGGCCUCUGAUGGUAGUGCAACAAUACCCACGGCCUUUGAUGGUACAGCAACAACACCCACAGCCUUUGAUGGUACAGCAACAACACCCACGGCCUUUGAUGGUACAGCAACAACACCCACGGCCUUUGAUGGUACAGCAACAAUACCCACAGCCUUUGAUGGUACAGCAACAACCCCCACGGCCUUUGAUGGUACAGCAACAACACCCACGGCCUUUGAUGGUACAGCAACAACACCCACGGCCUCUGAUGGUACAGCAACAACCCCCACGGCCUUUGAUGGUACAGCAACAACACCCACGGCCUUUGAUGGUACAGCAACAACACCCACGGCCUUUGAUGGUACACCAACAACACCCACAGCCUUUGAUGGUACAGCAACAACACCCACGGCCUCUGAUGGUACAGCAACAACACCCACGGCCUCUGAUGGUACAGCAACAACACCCACGGCCUUUGAUGGUACAGCAACAACACCCACGGCCUUUGAUGGUACAGCAACAACACCCACGGCCUUUUAUGGUACAGCAACAACACCCACAGCCUUUGAUGGUACAGCAACAACACCCACGGCCUCUGAUGGUACAGCAACAACCCCCACGGCCUUUGAUGGUACAGCAACAACACCCACGGCCUUUGAUGGUACAGCAACAACACCCACGGCCUUUGAUGGUACAGCAACAACACCCACAGCCUUUGAUGGUACAGCAACAACACCCACGGCCUCUGAUGGUACAGCAACAACACCCACGGCCUCUGAUGGUACAGCAACAACACCCACGGCCUUUGAUGGUACAGCAACAACACCCACGGCCUUUGAUGGUACAGCAACAACACCCACGGCCUUUGAUGGUACAGCAACAACACCCACAGCCUUUGAUGGUACAGCAACAACACCCACAGCCUUUGAUGGUACAGCAACAAACCCCACGGCCUUUGAUGGUACAGCAACAACACCCACGGCCUUUGAUGGUACAGCAACAACACCCACAGCCUUUGAUGGUACAGCAACAACACCCACGGCCUUUGAUGGUACAGCAACAACACCCAGGGCCUUUGAUGGUACAGCAACAACACCCACGGCCUUUGAUGGUACAGCAACAACACCCACAGCCUUUGAUGGUACAGCAACAACACCCACGGCCUCUGCCUUGUGA
Procambarus clarkii (red swamp crayfish) is the source of this 2064-nucleotide messenger RNA. RefSeq names its product mucin-22-like. The record is from RefSeq and is a predicted model, not a curated record. NCBI's taxonomy places the organism in Eukaryota, Metazoa, Arthropoda, Malacostraca, Decapoda, Cambaridae.